This is a messenger RNA of Ixodes scapularis (black-legged tick), 2170 nucleotides long. RefSeq lists its product as uncharacterized. The coding region runs from base 301 to 1644 and encodes 447 amino acids. Lineage: Eukaryota; Metazoa; Arthropoda; Arachnida; Ixodida; Ixodidae. The record is from RefSeq and is a predicted model, not a curated record. The transcript is spliced from 11 exons.
CUGGGUCAUAGUCUUAGACAAGGGUAUUUCAUUUUCAAUCCAGGUUUCACGUGACUUGGCUCUCUUUCGCGCGCAUUCUGGCAACGUCCAAUCAUCUGCAACUUCUGAUAAAUUUUUGUUCGAACUGCGAUAGUGCUGCCAAGCUGACUACUCUUUCGUUUUGUGACUUCGCAACGCUUCACCGGCUUGACCAUCUCACGUGCUUUCGAACACGAUCGCUAUAACCCAGCAGGCACUCUUGGUCUGCAGUGUUCGCCCAUUCUCUUUCAGCAGGUCGCCACGUCAGUGGAGCAUUCAAAGAUGCCACUACAAAAGGUGACCCAAAGGAAAGGUCGGGCGGUUUUGAACACGAAAAAGGCAGUGUUCAACAAGAGUCACGGCAGUUCUUAUCUCUCGCAGUCAUUUAUUCUGACCAAGCUGAAGAAGCGGUUGCGAACUGUGAUCGAGCAGAACAAGGUGCUGGCCUUUGUCCUCGCUGAAGCCAAAAACCAGAAUAGCAGGCUCAAGACUUCAGCAGUACGCCAAGGAAAGAUCGAGCGUCUCUUACUUCCACAGCUGAAAGUAUGGAUGGAGGAGAGCUUGAGUCACAUGCAAGAGAUCACCCGAGUCCACGGGCGAGCGAUUCUGUCUAUCCAUAACAUCCUCAUGUACGGCCAUGACGUCAGCCUGGCCCCUGAUUGCGGAGAUGUCUUCCAGGAGGCGCCGCCACCGAGACGGAGGUCCUUGCACCCCCCUGGCAGUCGCCUCACGGCAGAUCUGACUGUGGUUGAGGAAGACCACACCGGAGAGCAGGAGUCUUUCUCUCCCGGCCAACAGAACCUACCGGCACAGAACGAGGACAAGCUGCUGCUGCCCGAGAUCCUGGAAACUCCGAGCAACGACGACUGCCAGUCAUUCCUACACGCUCCGAGUCCAGGGCGGUCCGACGAGCAGGCUUCGCUGGCUCCAGGCCAGGAGGACAUGCGCCUGAGCACGUCGCCGUGCACCGAGGGAUCGAGCUUUCUGCUUUACGAACGUCUGGAGAGACAUCGGAGGUUAUCCGAAACUCUUAGUGCGAGCCUUCCGGCGUCUCCAUCCUCUGCUGCCGGUUCUGAUGUCCACUUCGCCUUCAGCCCUCAGACAUCGCAGCUGCCAGAACCGGCUGUCUGGAAAUCGCCUGCAAGCUCCAACACUACCCCCCUGGCUGACAUUGCCUUUGUCUGCUAUGAGGACCUGAGCAGUCCAGAGGAAGUGACGAGUCCUGGAGUGGUGGCCGUAGCCAAGGGUUCCCCAUCCGGACAAGCAUCACCGAAAGUCCCCAAGCAUACACUCGUGACUCCAACCAAGAACCCCCGAUAUAAAUUCUUCACGUCGAAGAACGCGCGUGCCGAUGAAACCCCAGGGGCGUCGAAACAAACAACGGUUUUACCGGGACAGCCCCUCAUUGACAAAGCUGAGCCUGCCCCCGAAGGUUCGCGGAGUGGACGAGUCUCAACUUCCCGGACGGGCGAGCGCAGUAAAAUGCCCUUCUGGCUGCAGAGUCGUGCAGCCACCUCCGACCAGGAGAAAUCAGCAGAGAAGCCUGAUGAAGGUGUGGUGCACACUGCUCUUAGUUUCCUCAGCAACGGCCGACGAGCCCCCACCACCACCUACGAGAAGAAGUGAGCGACCUCGCAAACUCUCGGUACCCUCUUACAAAGAGCCCAAUGUUAACAGGAAAAUGCGACGCCAGUGAUUGGCAGGACAGCACCUUCCAGAGUCCAGACGAUCAGCUUGUGUGACAACACACAAUCUGUUGAUCAAUUUUAGUUUCAAAUAUUUUAUAGUUACUCCAACAGAGCGACUCCAUUAUAGUCUGUUGCAGGUUAAAAAAAGCAGCACCUGCUCCUCCCCCGAAGCUCUCCACUCUUUCCACUUCAGCAGCGCACACGCUGGAGAGGAGUCCAUUCUCGCCUCCUCUCUGCAGCGUUCGCUUUGUUAAAAUAAGUGAAGGGCAUUGCGGGUGGAGCUUGUUCGGCUUUCUUAACCUGCGACAGGCUAUAGUGCAGUAGCUCUAUUGGAGUUAGUUUUAACUGUUUUAUCUGACUGCAUUCAAUAAAAUCGUACAGGGAAAACCUCCACAGGGGCUCUAACCUCUAACAGAGUGCUUCGUAAAAGAGUGCACAUACUCUUGCCUCAUGCGCAAGGCAGC